UCUAGAUGUCUCAGUAUUUUGUCAACUAUUAGGUGCACAUCGUUUCUAAGACUUAGUUCGGGUGAAAUUUCAAAACUUUUAUUUAUAUGUUGUUAGUAUUUCAAGCAAUCUUUUUCAUGAAAUUAUUGAUUGAUUGACAAAGUGUCCAGUGGCCUUCUAUUGAGACGAUGGACAGUGCAGUCAUAAUUUUGCGGGCAAUUCUUAUUUGGCUGGUCAUUUUCCAGGACGGACUGGCGGAAUCUCUUUGUCGAAAUGGAUUUGAAGUGUCUAAAGAGGUUGAUUACAUAUUGGAGAACGGGAAAAAUGUUCAUACAAAACGAAUAAGCUUCGAAGGGUAUGGACUUGUCAUAGGGUCGUUCACUGAGCAUACUCUCGGAAAGGUUGACGAUUAUUUCAUGUGUACAGCGUUAUUGGAGAAGACACAUUACAAUGGAAAUCAUGAUUUGGAGGUGUUGAAAUGGUCUGGCAGAAGUCGAUUCAAAAUGACGUCUGCAGAAGAGAUGCACCCCGUGAAUCUGGCUGAACAUUUCGUGGUCAUCAGACAGGAAGUUUGGAACUGCAGGGACCUCAACAACAAGUUACAAGAUAUACAGCGAGUUGUUAACGAGGUAAUCAGUACAUCGAGUGUUAGCGAGGUGAUUUACUACGACGGUGUGCUGGUGGAGAGGGUCAACUAUGAGUCGCGUGACAAGUAUUCUACAAGAGUCAAACAUGUCAAAUACAUCACAGACGAUGGAAAGAAAUUGAGAUUUAAAGGAACGCUUUGUCUUGUUGAAGAUGGAAAUAGCUCAACAUUUGGAAUUCCCAACUUUCAUAAACACAUCAAAGAUGAGCGAAAAGAAGAAGCAAUGGAGAAUCCAAAUCCAUUUUUGAACAUGAGAGAUAAGCAGAAAGAAAAAACAUUAGAGAAUUCAAUUCAACUCUCAAACAGUGGCGAAACUCUGAAGAUUGGCAAGUCGAUGGACUCUCCAAGAUAUCAAUUUCUUGGAGAUGUAACAUGCACAAGAACCUCGGAAGGAAGUCAAUACUCACCACUAUUUACCACAAAUGUUUAUUACAAAGAGGAUUUAGGCAGUGGGAUGGCUAUAGAAACUCGAAUAAGUGAAAAGGAAUUUUCAAAAUUCUUCACCAUUAUCAGAAGAGAGGUUUAUUCAUGUUCUAGGCCUAAAACAUAUAAUAGUUAUUUUCGAGUUGUCAAUGAAGGGAUUGGUAAGGUACCCAUCAAGACGCUUUAUCACAGACACCAAGUUAAAGAUAUAAAGAUCAUAAGAGUACCAGGAGGUUUUUCGGUCCGAUACAAAGAUGUCAUGUAUUUCAACGAUAACUGGAAACAAGGGUAUUUCGUGACACCAGAUCAAGUGAAGAUAAUGGAUGAAGGUGUUACAGCAUCUAGACGUAAUUUCGACAAAAGCAUAGACAUUGCAUACUCGUUGACCCCGACAACAUAUUACCGCUCUCUGAUUGGCUCACAAGGAAUUGACCUGCGAGUGGGUCAAUUUGUAUCAGAGCCUGCGCUUGGAGACUCACAAUCCCACACUGUCACGUGUUCCAGUGCAAAGAUGCUCUAUGAGAAUAAGAUCGAUUUUUUUAGAACUAUUGUAAAGGCAAAAAUAUAUGACAAUGGCGUAAUUUCAUCAAUGAUUAUACGAGAGAAAGGUGAAUCAAAUAUCUAUAGAUCCACCAGCCAGGAGGUUCUACUUUGCCAGAAUUCUAACCUGAGAUUUCUAAGAAUAAUGAAUAAAAUAGAAGUUUUGGUGGCUGUGCGUGAUAUAGAAACCUGUGAUGGCAUUCACAUUGUGCCAAGAGUUCUAGAUGACGGUCAAUCUAUGUCAGUGUCGAUCACCGAACUCAAAUACUUAAAUGAGACUACUUUCAAACCAAUCAAAUAUGGAGGCACACUAGAAUUUGUAAAACCAGAUCUUAUACAGACAACUGUGGAUGACAGGAAGCAAGCUUUGAUCCUAACAGUGGAGGAGGCAGUGAGAUGGAAUGGACAGGGUGUGGCCCUUGAUCCCUAUGAGAUAUUCAGGGCGUAUCCUUCAGAAUCUGAGAAGCCCGACAGUUUACUCUACACACAAGCGGGUGAUGAAUAUAGAAUCGUCUUCCAUUUUAAGCCUCUUGAACUUGAUGGUAAACCAUUUGAUGGUCUUACCAUUGCAACAUGCAUCAUAACAGUACCAGGGACCGAGGAAUUUCUGACAUCCUUCUCUGUUGAAACAGUGGAUAAAAACUCAGAAUCGAAAAAAAUUCCAGUUGAUAAUACAAGAUUCUCAUCGUAUUUCACAUUACUGGUGCAUGAGGAAUGGCUGUGUAUUGGCAAGGACUCUUCUGCGCAGUUCAGGAGGAUUGUGAAUAAAUAUGAAAUGAAACCUAAGACUCCAUUUCCAAUUAGCAAAAUAAAAGGAUUCGACACAUGGCUGGGAGAUUAUUAUGUGGAAAAAAGAAACAGAACAAUGAUUCCAAUUUUCACGGAAGUCAAAUAUAUGAUGAUAGACAGUCGGCCAACACAAUUUCUUAAAUAUAGAGAGUAUUUGCUGUACCCGGAACAAAUGAAAGAGAAAAAGGGAGUGGACGUGGCCAGGAGCGGUAGUGUUGUCAUUACAAAGAAUCAGUAUGCAGAUAUUUUGGAAGGGGACAAGAAAGAAGAAAGGAUCGAAGGAUUGAGCAUCAAAUACAGAAAAUCAUACCAGACUCAGUUGAGUACAAACGGAGUGAUACUAGAGAUUGGCGCACCAUUGACAAACACUUUUCACUCUAGCAAAGGAUAUUACCCUAUAAAGUGUUAUCGUCAUGGGAUUUUGCCAAAAGAUUACAAGAUACCGAUAAUGGUGGACGGAGAGAACGAUUCAGAAGGAUCAUACUUGAAAAUGUUGGCUCAAGAAGUCUGGACUUGUAGAAGGGAAGAAAAUCAAUUUACGUUCUUUAGAGUUGUGAGCUAUGCGAAAAUACUAACAGAAAGAAUGACUACCAUAAAAGAAUUGGUCUAUCAUGAUGGAGUGACCAUUUCUUGGAUGCAUAAUAAAGAUAAAAUUGAAGCGUCAUAUUUAUCAGUUAUGGAAAUUCGCUACUUUGAUCCCAAUCUACAAUCAAUGGUGCGGUUAUCCAAAUAUGAAAAACUUGUGCUAAAGAGUGAUCAGGAUAAAGAAUGGGAGGGGGUACGAAAAACACAAACGAAACUUGUCAAGAGAACUAAUAUGGAACGAAUUCUGUGGAUGACGGACAUUCAGGAUAGGGGCGAAUAUAUACUAUCCAUUCCAAUAACGUUUCAACGCCGAUUAGUUAAUUUACCAGUGUAAGAGGAACAAUAUGCAGAUAUCAAUAUCUAAAAAAAUAACUCUAUUUGAAGAGAUACAGCUCUACAAAUAUAAAUCAGACUUCUUUUUCGAAAUAUUUGAAGGGUUUUUGAGUUUACGGAAGUUGUUGGAUAUCAAAAUUUCUAUACAGGAGUGUAAGAGAGGAGGAGAGACAAUCUAUAGAGUUGAGACUUUAAUUGAGACAUCUUCCAGACGAUCUGGAAAUCAAAUCAGAGUAAUAAGAAUUUAUCAUCAUGAAGGAGUCACAGCUGAUAAAUUUGGAAAAAGAAUGCAAAUUCGAGAAAUAAAAUUCGUGGACACAUUGGAAGAUAACAAAGAAACCAAAGUGUUGCAGUUUGAUGGCUUGAUAUGGGUUGAAGAUGCUGAUCCUAACGAAAGUAAAUUGGAAUUGAGCGAUUUUAGGAAAGAUACAGAUGACUACCGUUUGGAAUCAUGGCCUUUGAUGAAAUGCACCACUAUUGCUCCGCCAACAACGAAAAGGGGCUUUCUCUUAAAAUUUGGGACAGCGUGGGAGGAUGAAGUUAAAGUAACUGAAGAUAGAGUGAUCUGCAAACAACUUGUCCCACAAAAAAAAAAUGAACAUUAUGAUAUUCAAGUGUAUGGUCUCACAUACCUUUUCUCAGGGUAUACAGACUGGAAAAAAUUGGAUUUUUGGAGCAAUAAUUUAUUCCAAGGACAAGCACAAGAUGUUUGGGUCUGCAUGAGAAAUGAUGAGGUAAUAUUCUAUAGAGUGAUAAACUAUAUGGUAUUGCCAGAUGAGAUUGCAAGCAUAUACCAUACUGAAGGCAUACAUAUUGGUUAUCUCAAUCUCCCAGAUAGUAGUAAGAAUGUGGAGGUGCGUGAAACAAAGUUCCUUCAUCCAGAUCGGUUCCAUGCUUUGAAAUAUGUGGGUGAGCUGCAGUUUGUUCAAGAACAGUCAUUUUUAGUUCAAAGAUUGUUUCCUCUGGACUACACAGCAGCAUUUCCUAAGCCACAGUUUGGAUACAGAGAGUUGGCUGAAGGGGGCCAGUACCGGACGCUAGGAGCUCUGGCUGCACUGGCUGUCAGGAAGCGUGUGUACGAGAGACAAAGCUUGGCCCAGAUCAAUGACGAAGGGAUAACAGACAGAGUAGGCUUCAAUGGGGUCUGGUCGGUGACUUCAGCUUAUAAUGAAAAUGGCGGCGGUUCGCGAAUACUCCACAUGGGCACUCAGUGGCAGCAGGACCUUGACAAUGAUGCGUCCACCAAAGGGAAACAUCUCAAGUGUAUGAAGCAUAAGUGGAACCAGAUGUAUCACACAUACCAUCCAAGAGUCCGUGAGUUUACCCGUGACAAUAUCUAUGAAUUUGAUCAAGAAAUGUUUGAAACUGUUUUCGAAAUCGUGCAACAGGACAUUUGGAUAUGUUUGUGGGAGGAAGAUGUGGAUAGGGAUAUAUUUCUGCUGAUUGCAACUAAAUUCAAAACUUUGAAAGAAAAGUAUGCGCAAUUCGCGGUUGCCUUCAUGCAUGAUGGUAUCGCCUAUGACAAAUACAAGUAUGCUUUCCAUGAGACGGUUUUCAUCAACACCAGGAAUAAUGAAUAUUCUAAAUAUAAUGGCGAAAUUGGCCUCAUUACUAACCCUGAGAGAAUUCAACCAGGGAAGGAUGCCAAUUUUAUAGAGAGGACCAUUCAUGCUACGCCGAUCGUGACAAAACUCGGGUUCAAAAAAAUUACAAAGAUUUUCAAUUAAUAGAAGGUUGUAUAACAACUUCCCCGGAAAUAUCUAAGAGCUACGCUAUUCACUCACCAACAAUCUAACCUACCCUUCUAUGAAACAAUUUUAAACAUUUCCUUUUAUAGUAAGGUCCACGGAAAUGGCAGUGUUUAAUUAGCAACGGUAUUGCUAUCCUUGUCUAUCAUUCAACAAAGCGGAUAGCGCUAAUUCCACUGAAAAAAAGGUGUAGAGAAUCUAUCAAGCUCCAUUUUUGAAUAGUUAAAUUAUGAGUAUAAUUUCUUGCUUGAAAAAAUAUAAUUGAUUAUUUUAAAUGAGAAUGAACAGUUAUUACAUUAAUAAACCUGAAUCAGCUACCAUCAAGAAGGCAUUGUCAAGACAGUGAGGAUCGGCAACGUUGUUCUCGUAUCUUUCUCCACUGCCGUUAUAUCGUGGACCUCACUAUAUUCAGCGUUAACCAAUGUGCUCCAUGGAGGUUAACUAGCUAAUUACCAUUUAAAUUGAAGUCAUAUAAGAUUUAUCACUACACAAUAGAUUUCAUGGAGUAGAAACCUCUUGCAGUUAUAGUGAGAUUAUAUUUUGCUUUGAACUUUUUGCAAUGUUAUAAAUAACACACUCUUCUUUUCAAGUGUCAAUUGGAACUCUUCAACAACUUAUCACUUCAAUGCAAUAGUGGUUGUUUGUUUAUCUUGCCCUGCUUGAGCUGGUAUAGUUUUAUUAAUAAUUGCGCAGGGUCGAUAUGACUCAAGGUUACCUUAAAUAUAUGUACGUGUAUUCUAUAGUGAGGUCCACUACGUUAUUAUGACAGUGGAGAAAGAUACGAGAACAACGUUGCCGAUCCUUAGUCUUGUCAAUGCCUUCUAUAGACGGUAGAUGAUACAUGUUUAUUAAUGUAACUGUUCAUUCUCGUUUAAAAUAAUCAAUUAUAUUCUUUCAAGCAAGAAAUUAUAUUUUUCAAUAAUUCAAUAAUGAGUUUUCAUAAUUGAGAUUAUAUAUUUUGUUAAUUAAUACAUUGUUGAAAGAUGAUCUGGAGACAAAGCAAAUCGAGAAAGAGAUAGCGAUAUCCGCUUUGUUGAAUGAUAGCAAUACUGUUGCUAAUCAAACACAUUGCCAUUAUAACGUGGACCACACUAAUAGGAAAUUUGAUAUUACCCUAUUCGACUGUGAGUGUAUCUCAGCAUUCCUCAAAUCAUUUUCUAGGAUGUAUCUAUCCAACUUCAAAGAAGGUGAAUCUUAUUAUUUCACUGUUCCUGAAGGUCACUGUUAUUAUUGUGAUACAAUACUUGAUACUUACUCGAUACUUACUUGAUACUUCACCAGCAGCCAGGGCAGGAAUUGUCUUCUCCUCUUCAACUUCUUGUGUAGUUGAGAAGUUGAUAUUGUGAUAUGUGAUUAAUCAUAUUAAAUAAAAAAACUGAGAAUUUGUCAAAAACCUUGGAAAUCUGUGGUUGACAAUUUCUUAGUCUUUUUAUUCAAUUUUCAUCUUCCCUUUUAUAGGGGUUGUUUAUCCCUUAUGGUCAGUAGGUGUACUCGUCUACCUUACUUCAAUCUAAAAUGAAAGUAUCACAAUAAUAUCUUAAAUGUCUAAAUCUUAUGCUGACAAUUUAAAGCUAAUCACACUUAUAGGUGUAGAGGAGAAUUGUUUUUCUUUUCUUAGAGUAGAAUAGGAUACAGAAUAUAACUGAAUAGAGCCUUAUUCCUUCCAUAGUGAGGUCCACGUUAUAAUGGCAGUAUUUGAUUAGCAAUGGUAUUGCUAUCCUUGUCUAUCAUUCAACAAAGCGGAAAGCAUUAUCUCUUUCUCGCAUUGCUCUGUUGUCAGAUCGUUUAAACAAUCUAGAAAUAUAAUUAAUUUACAAAAUAUUUAAUCUUGAUUUUGAAAAUUUAUUGAUAGAUCAUUGAAUUUCUCGCUUCAUAAAAUUUGAUUGAUUAUUCCAAACAAGAAUGAUACUAAUUAGAAAAAUAUACUAAUCAGCUGUUCUUAGUGAGAAUUUGUGUGUAUUUUUGGCUUCAAAAUUCAUGAAAUAACUUAAUUAAUACAAUGUGCAGUGAUAAUUAUGUUUAAUAUUUAACUAUAAUUUGGUUUAUAAUUUUAACUAUAAAUUUUUCUAAAUUUAAAAUUUGCAUCUCAUAUUUAUUUUUGGACGAAAGUUGAGCUUGAACUUCUUACAGAAGAAACAUAACCUAUUUUUUGGACAUGUAAUCAAAAUUUGGGAAUGGAAUAGUUUUGGGCCAAGCCUGUUGUUCCUUCCCAAUCAUAUUUAUAUGAUUUGUUAUUGUAUCCACGUAUAAAUAAAUAAAGAAUGAACCGUUAAUAUUACAUCAAUAACCUGUAUCAGCUAUCAUCUACAGGAGGCAUUGACAAGCCAGAGGAUCGGCAACGUUUUUCUCCUACCUUUCUCCACUGCCAUUAUAAGGUAGACCUCUCUAUAGAAGCUUUAAUUCUAAUUUGAAUAAAGAUCUAUUAAAUACUGUAGUGAUAUUAUCAAAUAUUAUUUUCAAUUUUAUUUAUAUUGGAAAAUAGUGAAUGUAUCUAGAAUUAUUCACAUAAUAUUUAAUUCGUAUUGAGAGUUAUGAAUAUUAUUAUUAUUUUAUUAUCAUAAGGAUGUUAUUAUUAUUGAUAUGAAUAUUAAAUAGUAUUGAAUAGAUAAUAAA
This is a messenger RNA of Nilaparvata lugens (brown planthopper), 7656 nucleotides long. RefSeq lists its product as uncharacterized. Lineage: Eukaryota; Metazoa; Arthropoda; Insecta; Hemiptera; Delphacidae. The record is from RefSeq and is a predicted model, not a curated record.